This is a messenger RNA of Melitaea cinxia (Glanville fritillary), 1356 nucleotides long. RefSeq lists its product as uncharacterized. The record is from RefSeq and is a predicted model, not a curated record. The coding region runs from base 1 to 1356 and encodes 451 amino acids. Lineage: Eukaryota; Metazoa; Arthropoda; Insecta; Lepidoptera; Nymphalidae. The transcript is spliced from 2 exons.
AUGGAGAAGCUUCUGAGCCUUCUCCAGCGUAAAUACCCCGACGUGUAUAAUGACCUAACUAACGAAAUCGAAAGAGACAUUUCGGGUUCGAUUCCCGAUGGCCCGGCUUCUCCCGAAAGGGACGAAGACCGCCGAGGCAACUUUGAAAUGGAAUUAGCAGCAUCCGAUUCUGAUUGUAGCAUCUCGUCCCAGGAGUCGAGGCCGGCUUCUCCGGCUUCCUCCGACUCAGACAAGUUCGAGCCCGUCUUAAAAAGCAGAAAGCGAAAGAAGGUCAAGGCCUCUAUAAAACCGCUGCCAUCCAAACGUUGCGCGAACACAGCACGCAGCGAAGCCCCCGCACACCCCACAUCCGCCGCUCCCGCGGCUCCCCCCGCAACACGCCCCACCACUUCAGCGAGUGAAUCGCUCUCCGCGCCUUCAGCGCCCUCGUCCGCCCGAGCACCGAAAAAACCACCGCCAGCCUAUAUCCAGGACAAAGCGGCAUGGAGCUCCAUCUCCAAAAAAAUGGAGAUUAAAAACAUCUGCCCAGAGUCGGCUAAAGCUACAUACCAGGGCAUCCGAGUCACAGUCAAGGACUCGGAAACCCACCGUCGCCUCACGUCUCUCCUUAGACAGGAGAAAAUUUCAUUCCACACAUACGCGUUAGAUGACGAACGUCAACAACGCGUAGUCAUCCGCGGUUUACCUUCGGAACUGAGCACGGAGGACAUAAAGACGGACCUUCUGUGCCAGAAAUACCCCGUCAAACAAGUUUCGCGCAUGUACCAUCCACGUACAAAAGCGCCGUAUCCCAUGGUACUAGUCGUUCUCGAACUCUCCCCUGAGGGGAAAACCACCUCUCCGGGCUUACCGUGCGUUAGGUGCCUAGGCGACCAUGGCACCACUGACUGCCCCCGUAGGGUCCUCGACCCCGAAGUUCCACCCAGUUGCGUGUUGUGUAAGCAAGACGGACACCCCGCAAACUACCGCGGUUGCCCGCGGGCACCGCGCAAGCGUCGCCCGAGGGAAACGCGCGGUAGAGCGACCUCUCAAAAGAGGAAGCCGACCCAGGAAACCACCACAGAGGUAACGCCUGCCCCACAGGAGGCUCCUAAGCCCCAACAGUCAGGCAUCAAAACCCAGCAGGUGGUUUCGAAAGCCACCCCGACCCACAAUAAGGCCCCUCAGGCCGCAAGCGUAGCCCCUAAGGCUAACGCUUGGAACAAGCCUUUAUCUUACGUAAAGACUAUCCCCACACGGUCGGUAGUCGAACCGACUCCCAUAAAAGACGAGGUCAAACGAAUGAAGGCCUACUUAGCCGAAGUCCGCACACAAUUAGACCGCAUGGCAGCGGUACUAGAGUCCUUCGACGUUUAA